This is a messenger RNA of Benincasa hispida (wax gourd), 1335 nucleotides long. Its product is annotated as golgin family A protein (DUF1664). Lineage: Eukaryota; Viridiplantae; Streptophyta; Magnoliopsida; Cucurbitales; Cucurbitaceae. The record is from RefSeq and is a predicted model, not a curated record.
AGUUUAGACCUUGGCUAGUGGACACUCGUCCCCGUCUGCUCCUAUCGGUUAAAAAGAAAGUUGUUUCUUCUGUCCAAUAAAGGGCAAUCGACGACAUUCCUGCCCCAUCUCCCAGCGCGCGAAAAAUCAGCGGCUUGUGAAGAUGGCAUUACAAACUGGGGUUUCAACCUCCAAAGUCCUCAUCCUCGUUGGAGCAGGGUUAACUGGUUCUGUUGUUUUAAGAAGUGGACGAUUGUCUGAUCUGAUAUCACAACUUCAGGAAUUACUGAAGGGUGUGACGGAGGAAGAAAUCUCUCCCAGCCCUUAUAAGUAUGAUACUGCUGUUCUUGCUGCACAGAUUCGGCAACUGACACAAGAGAUCAGGGAAUUGACAUUAUCCGGUCCUGUAACUGUCUUUAAUGGGAACUCUUCUAGCGGGAAUUAUGCUUCUUACUUGGUACCUGCGGCUGCUGUUGGAGCAAUGGGAUAUUGCUACAUGUGGUGGAAGGGAUUGUCAUUUUCUGACAUAAUGUUUGUGACAAAGCAAAACAUGGCAAAUGCUGUCUCGACUGUCUCAAAACAAUUGGAUCACGUGCAUGAAGCACUGGCUUCAACCAGGAGGCAUCUGACAAAGAAGUUGGAGAACUUGGAUUGGAGACUGGAUGAGGAGAUUGAAACAACAAAUCUCAUAGCAAAUAAUGUGGAGGAUGUUAAAUCGAACCUUUCUCAGAUUGGUUUCGAUGUUGAAACAAUUCAUCAAAUGGUCUCACAAUUGGAAGGAAAACUCGAGGAUCUUGAAAGGAAACAGGACAUCACAAAUUCUGGUCUCUGGUAUCUAUGUCAAGCUGCAGGAGGUGUCAAAGACCGCAUAAGCGAAAAAUUCUUCCCAGAACUUGAAGCAAAGAAGAUUGCAACGAUUAAAUAUGAGGAGAAUCCCCUCAAGGGACUGCAGUUCAUUGCUGAUACUAAAGACUCCACUGUCACCGCAAUGCCAAAUGGAGUGAAGGGAAAUAGCUUUGACAAAUACAAUAGUGAAAAAGUAGCAGUAAGACGAACAAGAUUGCAUAGAUCAUAUCCUGUUGGGAUUUCUUUGGCCCAAGGCAUCAUGGGUUGUGAUACGUAAUGUUUUCCUCUAAGUUUCAUUUUCUGUUUGCUAGUCCAUGAAUAUAUGUCUAAUUCAAUUGUGUUUGUUAUUCACUAUCAUUUUUACAUGAGAAGCAUUUGUGAUUUGAAUAUAAAGUAAUGCCUUCAUGGUAAGGUUUACAGGUUUUGAGGUUUUACGAGAACACUUCCAUUUGUUGUGUAAAUUGUCUGAACUAUGAUAAAUCAAAUGAAAAAUAUUGCGCAUCUCUCUCA